AACCCAUCCAUCCUUUCCCCCACACAUUUAUUUAUUUAUACUUCAACCUCUCCACAUAUAAAUCCAACUCAACAAUAUUAUUUCAUCCUUUUUUGUUUAAGGACCAACAAAUUCAAAAAAAAAAAAAAAACUUAUUCUAAAUUACAAAGCACGUGGAGUGGAUGAUGAUAAUGAAAAGGAUGGACAACAGAAGAUCGAACAGAGUGCUCUCCCAAACAGGCGUAGUGAUCAAGCAGAUACUGAAGCGGUGCUCCAGCUUCGGCAAAAAACACGGCGGGGCCGGGGGGUUCGACCACCACCACCACCACGAAGACGACCUCCCCCUCGACGUACCCAAGGGGCAUUUCGCGGUGUACGUCGGGGAGAAGAGGAGCCGGCACAUUGUCCCCAUCUCGUUCCUGUCGAGGCCCGAGUUCCAAACUCUUCUUCGCCAGGCCGAAGAAGAGUUUGGGUUCGACUACGACACGGGGGGCCUCACCAUUCCCUGCGACGAACCCUUCUUCCAAUCCUUAACCUCCUCCCUUACCUUGUUGUUACAUACCUAGGUAAUUAAUUCAUUCAUUAAUCUCCGGGCCGGCGGGAGAAAAACACCAUUUUUUUUCCCUCAAAGUUUACAAAGGAUCUGCUGCCGAUUUGACUUGUCCAGAUGUUUCCAAACUCAGGGGCGACAACUGACUUGAAAAAUCCGUGCAACGAAAGUAAAAAACAAAAAAAAAAAUUAGAUGUGGGAAU
Molecule: messenger RNA, 732 nt
Organism: Cuscuta campestris
Lineage: Eukaryota; Viridiplantae; Streptophyta; Magnoliopsida; Solanales; Convolvulaceae
Source: the annotation of a GenBank genome assembly